This is a messenger RNA of Loxodonta africana (African savanna elephant), 9614 nucleotides long. It is a transcript of the gene EFCAB7, whose product is annotated as EF-hand calcium binding domain 7. Bases 2505 to 4460 code for a protein of 651 amino acids. Lineage: Eukaryota; Metazoa; Chordata; Mammalia; Proboscidea; Elephantidae. Gene Ontology annotation, biological process: positive regulation of protein localization to ciliary membrane. The transcript is spliced from 10 exons. The record is from RefSeq and is a predicted model, not a curated record. Gene Ontology annotation, cellular component: ciliary membrane; plasma membrane protein complex. Gene Ontology annotation, molecular function: calcium ion binding.
GUGGAGAGAAUCUUCGUCCAAAAUCGCAUCCAGUCGCUCCGUGUGCAACACAGGAACCUGUGUACUAUCUGGCCGUAAUAGCCCUCAUUCUCUCCGAUGCAGAAUCGACAGAGCCGUUUCUGUUUGCUCUCGAUAGAAGGUUCCCUAGGUUUCUAGCCGGACCGUUUAGGGAUGUGCUCUGUAUCUUAUUUCCGGUAGUGGGGAGGAGCAGUUGCCAUGGUAAUCAGAGAAAGGCCGAAAUCGGUCCCGUGGCGGUGAGAGGAUUGCCGAAUCGCUGAAGUAAAUUGGCUGCGCUUCCUUGUUUGACAGCUGUAAUUAGGUAGCAAAUGACUAGCAGUCUCAGUCUCUUCGCUCUUCUUACUGCCGUCAGUGUUUUGCUUCCUCUUCUACCUGCUUCUUUUACUUCUCUCUCAGUAAUACUAACAGUUGGUGUGUGUAUGUACCAACAAUGUACAUAUAAAUGCAGUUUUAUGCCAGGGAAAGACCAAAGUAGGUAUUCUCCGAGAUUAGCUGUGAACGUAUUUCACUGUGUGGAGACGGUGACUGGAUGGCUGGCUGUUUUCGCUUGGCCUUUUAGAAGCCUCAGGCGCUUGUUAACAGUUUAUUUUUCUUGCUAUUGUGUGGCUGGUUAUUUAUGGAGCCGUUUGCUGCAAUGUGCUCUCUAGGCCCCUGUCUCGGUCUCGGGCUGAAGUUGUAAACGAAGGAGGUUUCCAAGCCUGAGGGGUGCAAUUAUAUAUUUAUUUAAGCUUCGGUUUAGUCUCUCGUUAGAGAAAAGAGAAGAAUAGAAUUCUGGAACAUUUCUGUCGUGGGAUUUCCACGUGAGAGAGUCACCUUAUUUCGAAAGAGUAUUCCAGGACAAUCCUAAAAAACAUCGAACAGUUUUCCUUCAUGUUUGUGAGGAGACGUGUGCACGCAUAUGUGUUUAAAACACUGAUGCUUAAUUAUAGUGAUACCAAUUUGCAGUAACCAGACUGUGACACCACAUCCCUGUGGGGUCCUUCUGAAUCUGGUGUAAUAUGAAAGUGUCAGGCAGGCGGUCUGUGUAUUAUAAAUAGGGUACUUCAUCCAUGAUAAGCGAUUAUUAUCUUUCUUUCCCAAGUGUAAAAGACCUAUAUAAUUCAAGAAGGUGCAAGUGAUUUAGGCCUCCUGAGUAAGAAUCCAAUGAGUCCUGAAGGAGACCCUACCUGUGUCGUCUUAUUGCUGAACUUGAAAUAUUCAAUUUAUUAGGUUGGAAUGUAUUUUUAGAAGUCAAAGCUGGGUAAUGUUGGAAGCUGUUAGACCACCAGCACAAUCUAGUGACCCAUAGUAAGCAUUGUCCAAAAAGCCUUAAUCCAGUUUAAUGAAAAAGAAACUGUUCUCAGAAUUUACUGCCUGUGCCACUUACUACUAACUGGGUAGCAUCUCUGUCUCUCAAUUUCCUCAUCUGUAAAAGGGACAAAAAAAAAUCUGACCACUGUAGUAGGGUAAAACAAGAUGUAUGACAUUUCUGUAAGCUCUGAUAAGCAGAGACCAAACCAAAACCAAACCUGGUGCCAUCUAGUCAAUUCUGACUCAACAGCGACCCUAUAGGACAGAGUAGACCUGCCCCAUAGAGUUUCCAAGGAGUGCCUGGCAGAUAUGAACUGCUGACCCUUUGGUUGGCAGCCAUAGCACUUAACCACUAUGUCACCAGGGUUUCCAAUAAGCAGAGGUGCUAUAUAAAUCCAGCUAUACUAUUAUUAAUAACGGAGCACAGUAAAAUUUUAUUAUGAUAAUGUUAUAAAUAGAAUUUUUAAAAUUUAAAUCAUUUAAUAUGUGAGGAUUAUUGAGAUGCUAGUGAAAUGAUGUGGUUGAUCCUGCUUUGGAGGAUAGGUAUGUACUGUCAAUCACAUUAUAUCAACGUCUCGUUACUGUGGAGUUUCACUCUUAUCUAUGGUUUAUUUAGCAUCUAUAUGCCGGGCACUGUUCUAGGUGAUUAAUUUAUUUAAUCUUCAUAACAACCUAUGAAGAAUCUCAUCUGACUGUUCACUUAUUUUGAGAAAACAGAUGUGUGCUUUUCCUUUGUUCUAUGAUUCUUUUUUGGUAUUAUAUCUUUGUUCUUUUGGCUGUUAUCACAUACUUGAUAUAUAGAUGGAUAUAAAAAAUAUCACUAGAAAUCAACUGAUAAGGGCUUAUUCUAAUUGGAAAUAUUGUAAUACUUUUUUCAUUCUUUUAUUUAUAAUAUUCUUUUUCUUUGUUUUUUAAGUAAAAAAUUUUAAUGCCUUAAUUUUUCCUCCAUUUGAAAGGCAAGGUGACAUUUGCACUUUAGAAGAUUAACAUCGACUAAAACAGGGUCCUGAUGGUGCACUGGUUAAGAACUUGGCUGCUAACCAAAAGAUCAGCAGUUCGAAUCCACCAGCCACUCGUUGGAAACCCUGUGGGGCAUUUCUACUCUGUCCUAUAGGGUCGCUGUAAGUUGGAAUCAACUCAACGACAAUGGUUUGGUUUUUUUUAAAAAACAAAUUUUUAAAUUAUUUUCUAGCAGAAUGGCCAGCAGUCCAGGAAGUGAUGCAGCUCUCUCCAGUCAGAAAUCUACGCUUUCAGAGAGUUCUCGAACAAAAAAGUUCCCAUUAACUGAAGAGGAGAUAUUUUCUAUGAAUUGUAGAGCUGCCUACCUAACUGUUUUCAAAAGCAGCUUAGAAAACAUUAUUUCAAAAGAUCAACUUUAUUUAGCUCUUCAGCAUGCAGGAAGAAAUCCAUCCCAAAAGACCAUUAAUAAAUAUUGGACUCCUCAAACUGCCAAACUGAAUUUUGAUGAUUUUUGUAUAAUUUUAAGGAAGGAAAAACCUACUUCAAAAGCAGAACUCCUAAAAUCAUUUAAGAAGUUAGAUGUAAAUGAUGAUGGCUAUAUUUUACACACUGAUCUUUAUAAAAUUCUAACAAAGAGAGGUGAGAAGAUGACUCAAGAAGAAGUAAAUGCCAUUAUAACUUUGGCUGACGUAAAUACUGAUGGCAAGUUCGAUUACCUCAAGUUUUGUAAAUUAUAUAUGACAACCAGUGAGCAAUGUCUGAAGACUACACUAGAAAAACUGGAGGUUGACAGUAAACUGAGGCGUCAACAGUUUGGAAGCCACAUUGAAGGGUCCCCUGAAAGGGACCCAUCACCAAUACCCAAAUCUUCGCCUAGAAUCAUAAGAAAAACUGAUCAGGAAACAUUCUCAACUAAAGGUGAUGCCAGGAGUUCUUUACUGUCAGCAACUAGAAAGUUCAAAACAUCUGUUUCCUUCACAAUUGCCAUGGGCGUUAAUAGUAACCGAAACUCAAAGUUAACUGAGCCAAACUCACUAAAGGAGUGGCAAUGUGCACAAUCAAAAGGUUGCUUUUUCUUAGAAGAAGACAGUGAAGUCAUCAGCCAUCAAUACAGGAUGCAAAUACCUCAGAGAUCCAUGGUUUAUCUAACAAUUAAGCCAUUAAACCUGAGUCAAGUUGAAGGAAAACCAUCCCCUUGGUUAUCAGUUGAUACUGCCUUAUAUAUUCUUAAAGAGAAUGAGAGUCACGCAAAUCUACAGCUCGUGUGUUUUACUGAACUGCGAAAUAGAGAAGUGUUUGGGUGGACUGGUGAACUAGGACCUGGAAUGUACUGGUUAAUUCCUUUCACUACUGGCUGUAAGCUGAAGAAAGAAAUAAAGCCAAUAACAGAAGAAGCUCAACUUGUUUAUAGAGAUGAAAUGGGGGAAUUAUUUCUUACAAAGGAAUUUAGGUCAACUUUAUCAGAUAUAUUUGAAAUUAUUGAUUUAGAUGGAAAUGGUCUUCUUAGCAUUGAAGAAUAUAAUUUUUUUGAAUUGAGAACAAGUGGUGAGAAAUGUGAUGAAGAUGCUUGGGCUGUCUGCAGAGGUGCUAUAAGGAUUGUCAAGGAUUUCAUUUUACUUGGAACCACAAUCAACAGCCAUGGAAGCAGUAGUCAAGAAAUCAAAAGAUGCAUUGCAUUGGGUAAAUCUGCUGCAAAGGGCCUCUUUAAAGUGUUGAAGAGCAAAGAUGUCACCUUGAAGACUAAGGUGCACCUGACCCAAGCCAUGGUAUUUUCAAUCACAUCAUAUGCAUGUGAAAGCUGGACAAUGAAUAAGGAAGACCGAAGAAGAGCCUUUGAAUUGUGGUGUUGGCGAAGAAUGUUGAAUAUACCAUGGACUGCCAAAAGAAUGAACAAAUCUGUCUUGGAGGAAGUACAACCAGAAUGCUCCUUAGAAGCAAAGAUGGCAAGACUGCGUCUUACAUACUUUGGACAUGUUGUCAGGAGGGAUCAGUCCCUGGAGAAGGACAUCAUACUUGGCAGAGUACAGGGUCAGCGGAAAAGAGGAAGACCCUCAACGAGGUGGACUGACACAGUGGCUGCAACAGUGAGCUCAAGCAUAACAACGAUUGUAAGGAUGGCUCAGCACUGGGCAGUGUUUCGUUCUGUUGUGCAUAGGAUCGCUAUGAGUUGGAACCAACUCAACGGCACCUAACAACAACAACAACAUGAGAUAAGUACUGUUAUUAUUCUUAUUUUACAAAUAAGGAAACAGAAUCAAAAAGUUAAGUAAUUUGACCAAUGUUACACAAAAAAGUUUCACAACUGGAUUUCACACCAGAACUUUAACCUCCACGCUAUCAAAAGCUCUAAGAAUGAUUGAUUUAAAAAGUGAUUUAGGGGAAAUGUCUCUGUCACCAACGUUAAUAACACUGCUAAAGAAACGGGGCCUUUUUAGGUUCUGAAAUAUUUAUCUUUGUUGUCAUAUGUAAUAUUCAUUUUACUCUUUCUUUCCUGGUAUCAUUUGUCUGUAAAAUAGUUUUAAUAAACUUUUUAAAAAUUAAUGAAGACUGUGAAUUUAAAAUUUUAAAAGUAGAUUAGUUAUUGUGAGUCUCUAUACUACAGUAUCUAAAUACAUUUUUCUUUAAAAUGAUACUUUAUUUUUAUCAAAUAUUAAUUUUUAAUCUUCUGUUGCUACAUACCACUGCCAUCGAGUUGAUUCUGACUCAAAAUGACCCUAUAGGACAGAGUAGAACUGCCCUGUAGAGUUUCUAAGGCUGUAAUCUUUAUGGAAGCAGGCUGCCACCUCUUUCUCCCAUGGAGCAGCUGGUGAGUUCGAACUGCCAACGUUUAGUGCUUGAACCACUGCACUUCCAGAGUUCCUUGUUUUACUACGUAGUAGCUCCAAUUUCCAUUUUAGUAGCUACCAUCUCUCUCUAUGAUCUAAUUUAAUCUACAUUUAGUUUUUUUUCCUGCAAAAGUCAGGAGUCACUUUCCAAAUAUUUUAAACUAUUACUCAGCCGAUUUUAAACAGUUAUAUGUUCCUGCUGCUUUCCUCCCAAUAAAGCUUACAAAAGAGAUGUUUUUUCAAAUAAGAGUAUCCAUUUCCUUUGGCUAUAUUACAGAUGGGAACUGGAAAAUAAAAUUUUUUUGUUCUAGGGCAGUUAAAAGAAUAUAAUUAGUAACAAAUAGCUGUUUAUUAUCUAUAGAUAAAUUCAGGAAUUAGACAUAGCUUGCUAUUUCUAGGCAGAUUUAGUCUUCUUUACAAAUAUUGUUAAAAUGAGCAUACUUAGAUUUACACAGGAAAAUGUAAGUUAAUUCAUGGACAGUCUUUCAGGGACCAGGGGACAAUUCGAUUAAAAUUGAUGGAAUAAGGCACCAUCUUUAUCUCCCUUUCUGAAAAACUGGUAGUUUGGGGCUUAUAUCAAAUUCAGUCAGAUUCUGCUGGGUUUAAAUGGCAAAUAUACAUGAAACAUUUUUAUGUUUUAAAAUAUACCUUAAUAUGUACUCUAAAUGAGCUGGUAGGCUGGAAUUUGCCCAGAAAAAUUGCAUUUUUCUCUAAUUUUGGAAUAUAUUUGCACUGUUUAUAACUUCAGAAUUUGUUGAAAAACUGAGUCAUGUACUGUGACACUGCCUGUGCUGAGUUUUGGGAAAUUAGAAGGAUAUUCUUCAAGCAUUCAUCAUCAGAAAGAACAUUUCAAAAAUCUGUCCUAAAGUGCAGUGCUGUCAGUGGUAGGAAUAUAUACGCACGCCUACAAGGAGGACCAGUUAAUACGGCUAUUAUUCAAAUUUAUGCACCAACCACUAAAGCCAAAGAUGAAGAAAUUGAAGAUUUUUACAAACUUCUGCAGUAUGAAAUUGAUUGAACAUGCAACCAGGAUGCGUUGAUAAUUACUGGUGAUUGUAAUGUAAAAGUUGGAAACAAAGAAAAAGGAUUGGUUGUUGGAAAAUACGGCCUCGGUGAUAGAAAUGAUGCCAGAGAUCAUAUGGUAGAAUUUUACCACACCAAAGACUUCUUCACUGCAAACAGCAACUAUACACAUGGACAUCGCCAGAUGGAAUACAUAGGAAUCAAAUCGACUACAUGAGUGCAAAGAGACGAUGGAAAAGCUCAAUAUCAUCAGUCAAAACAAGGCCAGGGGCUGGCUGCGGAACAGGCUAUCAAUUGUCUCUAUGAAACUUCAGGUUGAAACUGAAGAAAGUUAGAAUAAAUCCACAAGGGCCAAAGUAUGACCUUGAGUAUAUCCCACCUGAAUUUAGAGACCAUCUCAAGAGUAGAUUUGACGUGUUGACCGCUAAUGACCGAAGACCAGAUGAGUUUUGGAAUGACAUCAUACAUGAAGAAAGCAAGAGGUUAUUAAAAAGACAGGAAAGGAAGAAAAGACCAAAAUGGAUGUCAGAAGAGACUCUGAAACUUGCUCUUGAACAUCAAGUAGCAUAACAAAUGGAAGAAAUGAUGAAGUAAAAGAGCUGAACAGAAGAUUUCAAAGGGUGGCUUGAGAAGACAGAGUAUUAUAAUGAAAUGUGUGAAGACCUGGAGAUAGAAAAUCAAAAAGGAAGAACACACUUGGCAUUUCUUAAGCUGAACGAACUGAAGAAAAAUUCAAGCCUCAAGUUGCAAUAUUGAAGGAUUCUACGGGGAAAAUACUAAACGAUGCAGGAAAUGUCAAACAAAAAUGGAAGGAAUACACAGAGUGACUAUACCAAAAAGAAUUGGUUGAUAUUCAGCCAUUUCAGGAGGUAACAUAUGAUCAGGAACUAAUGGUACUAAGGAAGGCAGUCGAAGCUGCACUGAAGGCAUUGACAAAAACACAAGGCUCCAGGAAUUGACGGAAUACCAGUUGAGAUAUUUCAACAAACGGAUGCAGCGCUGGAAGUGCUAACUAUCCAUGCCAAGAAAUUUGGAAGACAGCUACCUGGCCAACCGACUGGAAGAGAUCCAUAUUUAUGCCUGGUCCCAAGAAAGGUGAUCCAACUGAACGUGGAAAUUAUUGAACAUUAUCAUUAAUAUCACACAUGAGCAAAAUUUUGCUGAAGAUCAUUCAAAAGCCACUGCAACAGUGUAUGGACAGGGAACUGCCAGAAAUUGAAGCCAGUUUCAAAAGAGGACAUGGAACCAGGGAUAUCAUUGGUGAUGUCAGAUGGAUCCUAGCUGUAAGCAGAGAAUACCAGAAAGAUGUUUACCUGUGUUUUAUUGACUACGCAAAGGCAUUUGACUAAGUGGAUCAUAACAAAUUAUGGAUAACGUUGCGAAGAAUGGGAAUUCCAGAACACUUAGUUGUGCUCUUGAGGAACCUGUACAUAGAUCAGGAGGUAGUCGUUUGAACAGAACAAGGGGAUACUAUGUAGUUUAAAGUCAGGAAAGGUGUGUGUUAGGGUUGUAUCCUUUCACCAUACAUACUCAAUACGAGAAGCUGAACUAUAUGAAGAAGAAUGGGGCAUCAGGAUUGAAGGAAGACUUAUUAACAACCUGCAUUAUGCAGAUGACACAACCUUCCUUGCUGAAAGUGAAGAGGACUUGAAACAUUUACUGAUGAAGAUCAAAGACCAUAGCCUUCAGUAUGGAUUACACCUCAACAUAAAGGCACCAAAAAUCCUCACAACUGGACCAAUAAGUAACACUAGCAUAAAGUGAAAAAACAUUGAAGUUGCCAAGGAUUUCAUUUUACUUGGAUCCCCAGUCAAUACCCAUGGAAACAGCAGUCAAGAAAUCAAAAGAUGCAUUGCAUUGGGCAGAUCUGCUGCUAAAGACCUCUUUAAUGUGUUGAAAAGGAAAGAUGUCGCCUUGAAUACUAAGGUGCCCCUGACCCAAGCCAUGGUGUUUUCAAUCGCCUCAUAGGCAUGCAAACCCUGAACAAUGAAUAAGGAAGACUGAAGAAGAAUUCAGGUCUUUGAAUUGUGGUGUUGGUGAAGAACACUGAAUAUACCAUGGACUGCCAAAAGAAUGAACAAAUCUGUCUUGGAAGAAGUACAACCAGAAUGCUGCUUAGAAGCAAAGCUCACAUACUUUGGACAUGUUAUCAGGAGGGAUCACGUCCUGGAAAAGAACAUCAUGCUCAGUAAGUUAGAGGGUCAGCAAAAAAGAAGAAGACCCUUAAUGAGAUGGAUUGACACAGUGGCUGCAACAGUGGGCUCAAGCAUAACAAUGAUUAUAAGGUUGGCACAUGGCUGGGCAGUGUUUCGUUCUGUUGCACAUAGGGUUGCUAUGAGUCGAAACCAACUCAACGGCACCUAACAACAAUAAUCCCUCAAGCAUGGUUUGAUCUAUUCUUAUUCUACUUUUAAACUAUUCAGAUUAAUAUUUAUGAAUAAUAAUAUAUAAUAAGAAUUUUAUUAAAUGUUUGAAUUUUUUUAAUUGUGUAAGAAAGAAAAUUUCGGUUGUUUUAACAGAAUUUUUUUCUUUUUUUUUUUUAAUUGAACUUUAGAUGAAGGUUUACAGAACAAACUUCUCAUCAAGCAGUAGUACACACAUUGUUGUAUGACAUUGGUUAACAACCCCAUGACAUGUCAACAGUCUCCCUUCUCAGCCCGGGGUUCCCUAUUCUCAGCUUUCCUGUUCCCUCCUGCCUUCCAGUCCCCACGCCAGGGCUGGUGUGCCUCUUUAGUCUUGUUUUGUUCCAUGGGCCUGCUCAAUCUUUAGCUGAAGGAUGAACCUCAGGAGUGGCCUCAUUAUUGAGCUGAAAGGGUGUCCCGGGUCCAUACUCUCAGGGUUUCUCCAGUCUCUGUCAAGCCAGCAAGUCUGGUCUUUCUUUUUGAGUUAGAAUUUUGUACUACAUUUUCUCCAGCUCUGUCCAGAACCCUCUAUUGUGAUCCCUGUCAGAGCAGUCAGUGGUGGUAGCUGAGCACCAUCUCGUUGUACUGCAUUCAGUCUGGUGGAGGCCAUGGUAGAUGUGGUCCAUUAGUCCUUUGGACUAAUCUUUCCAUUGUGUCUUUAGUUUUCUUCAUUCUUCCUUGUUUCCAAACGGAUGAGACCAGCGGAGUGUCCUAGAUGGCUGCUCACUGGCUUUUAAGACCGCAGACUCUACCCACCAAAGUAGAAUGUAGAACAUUUUCUUUAUAAACUGUUUUGCCAGUUGAGCUAGAUAUUCCCUGAGACCAUGGCCCCACAGCCCUCAGCCCAACAUUUUGGUCCCUCAGGGACUUUGGAUGUGUCUAUGGAGCUACUAUGGCCCUGCCUUUUACAGGCUGUGCUGGCUUCUCCAGUGUUGUAUACUGUCUUACCCUUCACCAAAGUUAUCGCUUAUCUAUUGUCUAUUAAGUGUCUUUCCAUCCCCACCCCUCCCCACUCUCAUAAUCAUCAAAGAUUAUUUCUUUUGUAUGUAAACCUUUUCAUGAGUUUUUACAGUAGUGGUCUCAUACAAUAUUUGUC